Molecule: messenger RNA, 5535 nt
Organism: Contarinia nasturtii (swede midge)
Lineage: Eukaryota; Metazoa; Arthropoda; Insecta; Diptera; Cecidomyiidae
Gene: emb
Product: exportin-1
Exons: 11
Coding region: 253-5457 (1734 amino acids)
Biological process (GO): ribosomal small subunit export from nucleus; protein export from nucleus; ribosomal large subunit export from nucleus
Cellular component (GO): cytoplasm; nucleus
Molecular function (GO): nuclear export signal receptor activity; small GTPase binding
Source: RefSeq, a predicted model, not a curated record
AGCGUCAGUUGGUCGACGGAACUUUGACGGAUAACAAGUGUGCUGCGCUCUCAUAUUACUUCUGAUAAACAUUUAUCAAUCAAACGGAGGGAUUUUUUUUCGUUCGUUCGUUUCUAAUUUGAUGUAAAUAGUAAAACAUUCAGAUUUUUUUUUCGUUUGAAUUGUGUUUGUGUAUGUGUGUUGUGUCUCACAGUAAAAAAUUUUUAAAACGCGUAAAAUUCGCAUCGUGUGAAUAAUCCAGAAGAAGAAAAAAUGGCAAAGGAGGUAAUCACCAAAGUGCGACCAGCAUCCGAAUUUAGCACAACAAAACGUGAUGAUGCAGUUAAACUGCGAGUUGGCACCGAAGGCGUUGCAGCCCAAGAACCGCUCACAUUACCAUAUGUUUUGUAUCGAACGGCCAAAAAUUAUCCCGAUGUGGCCGCAUUGAAACAUAAAAAUGCUGAGGGUACUUGGGAUACGGUUACAUACAGUCAAUAUCGUGAAAAUGUCUUAAAAACCGCCAAAGUAUUCAUCAAAUUAGGCUUAGAACCAAAAAACACAGUCGCUAUUUUGGCAUUUAAUUCACCCGAAUGGUUUUAUUCCGAAUUGGGUGCGAUUCAUGCUGGUGGAUUUGCGGCUGGUGUGUAUACGACAAAUUCGGCAGAAGCUGUUUAUCACGUACUUCAUAGCUCAAAUGCAAACAUUGUCGUCGUUGAUGACACCAAACAAAUGGACAAAAUUAAAGAAAUUAAACAUCGUCUGCCAAAUCUGAAAGCAGCCGUUCAAUUGUAUGGACCAUACGAACCAUAUGUUAAACGAGAAGAUGGGUAUUAUCGGUGGUCAGAGAUUCAAGAAAUGGAUUUGACUGGCGCCGAAGAAGAAUUGGAAAAACGUAUGGAAAAUAUUCAUUCGAACGAUUGCUGUGUUUUGGUGUAUACGUCCGGAACCGUUGGAAAUCCAAAAGGUGUGAUGUUAAGUCAUGACAAUGUAACAUGGAGUGCAAAUGCAGUGGCCAAUUGUUUAACAAAUAUGGUUGUUGGUGGCGAAAAUUUGAUAUCAUAUUUACCGCUCAGUCAUAUUGCCGCUCAAAUGAUUGAUAUUUUCAUUGCGAUAAAUUAUGUGGCCACCGUUUACUUUGCCGACAAAGACGCUCUGAAAGGUUCUCUAGUGAAAACUCUUCAAGAAGCAAAUCCAACGCGUUUUGUUGGUGUGCCGCGUGUUUAUGAAAAAAUCUAUGAAAAAAUGACGGCCAUUGGAUCACAAAUAACUGGCAUCAAAAAAUUGAUAAGCACAUGGGCAAAAAGUGUAACACUACAACAUUGGCAAGAAGCAAUUGAUGGAAAAGAUGCACAAUCACUUCAAUAUAAAAUUGCAAAGAAUUUCAUUUUGUCAAAAGUAAAGAGUGCACUCGGUUUGAAUCAGUGUAAAUUAUUGAUUACAGCCGCCGCACCAAUGUCACCAGAGAUCAAACAAUAUUUUAUGAGCUUAGAUUUACCAAUGUUUGAAGCAUUUGGCAUGUCAGAAUCGGGCGGUGCACAUUGUGUUUCGACAGCGGACAAUUUCAAUUUGACAACCGUUGGCAAACCAUUGCCCGGCGUCGAAACAUUGAUCGUAAACAAAGACGAAAAUGGCCAUGGUGAGGUAUGCAUGCGGGGACGACAUGUUUUUAUGGGAUACAUUAAUGAAGUUGACAAAACAACUGAAGCUAUUGAUGACGAAGGGUGGUUACAUUCAGGCGAUUUGGGUUAUAUCGAUCAAAAUGGUCUGGUGUAUAUCACCGGACGGAUUAAGGAAUUGAUCAUCACGGCCGGCGGUGAGAACAUACCACCAAUUCAUGUUGAACAAUUGGUUAAAAAAGAAUUGCCAGCACUCAGUAAUGCAUUCCUCGUCGGUGACAAACGCAAAUUUCUUACAAUGCUUGUAACUCUUAAGACUGAAAUCGAUCUAGAAACUGGUGCUCCAAAGGAUGAACUGGCGCCAGACACACUCACCUGGUUCAAAACGUUAGGUGUUGAUUAUAAAUUAUUGAGUGAAGUUCUAGAAGCUGGACCAUGUCCAAAGGUUUACGCUGCGAUAAAUGACGGCAUUAGUCGUGCCAACAAACAUGCAACAUCAAAUGCACAAAAGAUCCAGAAGUUUACAAUUUUGCCAUCUGACUUCUCCAUACCAACCGGUGAAUUGGGUCCAACACUUAAGGUUAAGCGUAAUGUCGUAACGAAAAAAUAUGAAGAUAUCAUUGAUAAGUUCUAUAAAACAACAACUACGAUGACAACCCAAGUGAAUAUGGAGGAAGCGAGCAAAUUGCUUGACUUCAGUCAAAAAUUGGAUAUCGGUUUGCUCGAUAAUAUAGUUGGUUCGGUGUAUGUAAGCCAAGGUGAACAGUUGCGAUUGGCACAAGAUGUGCUGACCACACUCAAAGAGCAUCCGGAUGCGUGGACGCGUGUAGAUAGUAUUUUAGAAUAUUCAUCAAAUCAACAAACCAAAUACUAUGCCCUGCAAAUUCUUGAAGAAGUGAUAAAAACGCGCUGGAAGAUAUUGCCGCGUAAUCAAUGCGAAGGCAUUAAAAAAUAUGUUGUAGGCUUAAUUAUAAAAACAUCAUCCGAUCCAGCUGUUAUGGAAACGAAUAAAGUCUACUUGAACAAGCUCAAUAUGAUUUUGGUGGAGAUUUUGAAGCGUGAAUGGCCGAAAAAUUGGGAAACAUUCAUCGGUGACAUUGUUGGUGCAUCGAAAACAAAUGAAAGUUUGUGUCAAAACAAUAUGGUCAUUUUAAAAUUGCUGAGCGAAGAAGUGUUCGAUUUCAGUUCGGGACAAAUAACACAAACAAAAGCCAAACAUCUGAAAGAUACAAUGUGCUCAGAAUUUUCACAAAUAUUCCAAUUGUGCUCAUUCGUGCUGGAGGGUUCAAUGAAUGCACCACUAAUUGCCGUCACAUUGGAAACAUUGUUGCGAUUUUUGAAUUGGAUUCCGCUUGGUUACAUUUUCGAAACGACGCUCGUCGAGACGUUGAUAUUCAAAUUUCUAAACGUACCAAUGUUCCGGAAUGUGUCAUUGUUAUGCCUGUCUGAAAUUGCUGGUCUUACUGUGCCGAACUACAAUAACAUAUUCACCGAUAUGUUCAAAAAGACGAUGUCACAAUUCGAGCAAAUGAUUCAUCCGGGAACGAAUAUGAAUCAAGUGUACGCCACUGGUUCGGAUGCGGAGCAAAAUUUUAUCCAAAAUUUGGCCGUAUUUCUGAGCACAUUUUUAAAGGAGCACGGUGCAUUGGUUGAAGGUGCCGAAACGGCUGAAGCAUUGAAAAAAGCACUCAUGUAUUUGGUCAUGAUUUCCGAGGUGGAAGAUGUGGAAAUUUUCAAAAUUUGCCUGGAAUAUUGGAACAGUUUGGCUAGUGACUUAUACCAAGAUUCCGUUGCAUUGGCGCCCAGUGGUGGCAUUUCACUCUGGAGCGGCGCAUCGAAUAGCCGACGACAAUUCUAUUCCGAUAUUUUAUCGAAAGUUCGAUAUAUUAUGAUCUCUCGCAUGGCAAAACCGGAAGAAGUGUUGGUCGUCGAAAAUGAAAAUGGUGAAGUUGUUCGCGAAUUUAUGAAAGAUACGAAUGCCAUCAAUUUGUACAAAAAUAUGCGCGAAACAUUGGUCUAUUUAACACAUUUAGAUUAUGCAGACACCGAACACAUAAUGACCGAAAAAUUGAACAAUCAAGUGAAUGGCACCGAAUUCUCAUGGAAAAAUCUCAAUACGCUGUGUUGGGCGAUCGGUUCAAUUUCGGGUGCAUUCUUGGAAGAGGAUGAAAAACGCUUUUUGGUCACGGUUAUCAAAGAUUUGCUCGGUUUGUGCGAACAAAAGAAAGGCAAAGAUAAUAAAGCGAUUGUUGCAUCGAAUAUUAUGUAUGUGGUCGGACAGUAUCCACGAUUUUUGCGCGCUCAUUGGAAAUUCUUGAAAACCGUCGUUAAUAAAUUGUUUGAAUUUAUGCACGAAACACACGAUGGUGUACAAGAUAUGGCAUGCGAUACAUUCAUUAAAAUUGCACAAAAAUGUCGACGACAUUUUGUCACCAUGCAACCAAACGAAGCGUGCACAUUCAUCGAUGAAAUUCUGGCGUCCAUGAGCUCAAUCAUUUGUGAUUUGCAACCACAACAGGUGCACACAUUCUAUGAAGCCGUUGGAUGUAUGAUAUCAGCUCAAGUGGAUCAAGCGGCCAAAGAUGCAUUGAUCGAAAAGUAUAUGGCGUUGCCGAAUCAAGUGUGGGACGAAAUCAUAUCGCAAGCAUCGAAGAAUGUAGAUUACCUGAAAAAUAUGGCAGCCGUCAAGCAAUUGGGAAGCAUUUUGCGAACAAAUGUUCGUGCAUGCAAGGCGCUCGGCCAUUCGUUUGUCCUGCAAUUGGGUCGCAUCUACUUGGAUAUGUUGAAUGUGUACAAAAUCAUGUCGGAGAACAUUAUUCAAGCGAUCACGGUGAAUGGUGUUGCCGUCAACAAUCAGCCACUGAUUAAGGCAAUGCAUGUGGUGAAAAAAGAAACACUUACAUUGAUUUCCGAAUGGGUGGUACGAUCAAAUGACAAUAAUGUUGUCAUUGAUAGUUUUAUACCGCCAUUGCUUGAUGCUGUUUUGCUUGAUUAUCAGCGAUGCAAGGUGCCCGAAGCACGUGAAGCUAAAGUACUGAGCACAAUGGCAGCCAUUGUUGGUAAACUAAAAGUCAGCAUCACAUCAGAAAUACCGCAAAUUUUCGACGCUGUAUUCGAAUGUACGCUUGACAUGAUUAAGAAAAAUUUCGAAGACUAUCCACAACAUCGGGUGGCAUUCUAUGAACUGUUACAACAAGUGAAUGCACAUUGUUUUGAUGCAUUUUUAAAUAUACCGCCAGCCCAAUUUAAAUUGGUAUUCGAUUCAAUUGUGUGGGCAUUCAAGCAUACGAUGCGCAAUGUUGCCGAUAUGGGAUUGCAAAUUUUAUAUGUCAUGCUCACAAACAUUGAACAGAGUUCACCGUCAGCAGCACAAGGCUUUUAUCAAACAUACUUCACGGAUAUUUUGACACAAAUAUUUUCGGUAGCUACAGAUACAUCGCAUACAGCUGGUUUGCAAUUGCAUGCUCAAAUUUUGGCUUACAUGUUUACAUUGGUCGAAACGGGUAAAAUUACCGUCAAUCUCGGCCCAAUUCCAGACAAUACAAUCUAUAUCCAAGAAUAUGUUGCAUCGCUGCUGAAAUCUGCAUUUAACCAUUUGACCGAUAACCAAAUUAAAGUGUUUGUAACCGGCCUCUUCAAUUUGGACCAAGAAGUGUCCGCAUUCAAAGAACAUUUACGAGAUUUCCUCAUUCAAAUUCGAGAAAUAACUGGCGAUGAUGAUUCCGAUUUGUAUUUGGCUGAACGUGAAGAGGAAUUGAAAAAUGCACAAAAUACAAAGAGGCUACAACAGAUGUCGGUGCCUGGUAUCCUUGGUCCUCAUGAACAACCCGAAUCAAUGCAAGACGAAUUAGAUUUAAGUUAAAUUUAGUUUACUCAAGUGCAGCCGCAACAAUAAUAACAAAAAAAAACAGCAACAACAAAAAAAUUUACAAAAUGAAUA